CGCGCCAGACGCGCCUCAACUUCACACCCAUCGAUUCCUCAUCACCUGCCGCGGCGCAUCUCUCGCCGCAAGUUCGUGGUCGCGCGGCUGCGGUGUCGUAUGACAGGUCGCCUAGCCCGGUGAAGCGGCGGAAGGUGGAGGUGAAGGGGGGAGAGGUUGAUGAUAUCACUGAUAGCUUCAGAGCUCUACCUACACCCGAUAAAUCGUCUCAAGCCAAAAUUCACGGUCACGGCAAUACGACAUCGGAGUUACUUCGCCGGCAACUGGAUUUUGGCAACAACGGAAGCAAGGCUUCACAGCGACAGAGCAGAGGGGGAAUGGGUUCCUCGCCUUCACGACCGAUGGCGCCUAAUAUGUUUGGAAGCCCUGACCGAAAAGUGGUGGAUGUGGCUACUAGUUCGAGCGGGUCAGAUAAAGAGGAGCUUCCGACGAAGGUGACACGUUCUGUUCGGAAGGUCUCGAAUGUUCACCCGCCGAAAGGAAGGGAGCCUCCACCGGCUGCUGGAAGAUCGCGGAGGAGUGAUAAGAAGCAGAAGGCGGAGAAAGUUAGGGAGGCGCAACCCGCUGCUAGGAGAUCGCAACGGAGUAAUAAGCACCAGAAACCGAUGGUUAUCUCCAGCGAUGAGGGCUCGGAUGGUGAAGGCUCAGACGGCGCAGAGGAAAAGAGUUCAGUGAAGGAUCAGCCCGUUGCAGAAACUGAAUCCGACAGCGAAGAGAUGCCAGACUCGUCUCCACUCAAGAAGCCACGGCAAGCGGCAGCUACUCGAGCUCGUAGGCGAUCCGACUCUUUCGAAGUGCCUGACGAUGUUGUAGAGCUGGAAGACGAUGAGCCGGUGGUCUCCCCUCGCAAGCGAAGCAGGAAGUCAAGAGCUUCGGACUCUGAGGAUGAAGAUAAGGACGACAUUGUUCCAAGUCUGCGAAGGCGACUCCGACGUCCGCGGCAGGAAGAAUCCCCAACCCCCACAGAAGAAGAAGAUGACGAAGAGGAAGACGAUUCCAUUGUCAUGACACAACGGAGAUACAAACCCAAAACUCCUGACCAGAGCUUCAGCAAACAGGAAAAGGACGAUUUGGACGACGAUCUAGAGUUCCUGGGAUCCGGUCGAAAGCUGUCAAACAAGGCGCGAGAAAAACGGGCCACGCCGAAGAUAAAUGCACGGCAAAUCGCCCUCGAAGAGUUGAAGCGAAAGCGGGCUGGCGAGAAGGUCGAAACCACAGUCACUCCCAAUCGUAAGAAGCCACCCGUCCGUACAAUUGAGGAUACCUCCUCCGAGGAAGAAGCAGACGAAGAGGACGACGGUGGCUUCGACGACCUCGAUGACGCCCAACCUGAAUAUCGAGCGGAUGUGCUAGAUAUGUUCCACGAGGAUGAUGAAGAUGACGGAUUCGUCGUCGACGAGGACGAUGACGGUGACGACACAUUAGGAGCGCCAGAUGCCCAACUUCCAUUAGAAUUCAGCAGCCUCAGUCGCGCCAAGGCAAAGGACCUAUUCAAAUACGCUAUCGAGUGGAUGGUGCAGAAGAAGAUCAACCCUGCUUUCGAAAUGACCGACGACGUCUAUCGUCUCACGUUCCAAAAGCUCGACGACGAAGUCAAGGGCCUGGCUGGAUCCAAGUUCGUGUCCUCAGUAUGGAGGCCCGAGUUCACGAGGUCCAUCAAAGCUAGACCGGAGAUGAACCUCUUGCAAAUGUCUGCGGAUGCGAUGGACGCGGAUUGCCAAGCUUGUAAUCGCCGCAAUCACCCAGCUACUUGGAGCAUCCAACUUACUGGCAAACCGUAUCAUAAGGAGUCGCUGGAAGAGCUAGCUCAAUCAGAUGAUGACUCUGACGACGAAGAUGACGACGAAGAAGAGGAGGGUGAUGGCAAGGAAUACGAUGCCGACGGGAAUGAGCUGCCGGACCGGGAGCGAUGGUUUAGCCUUGGAAGCACAUGCAAGCAGAACGCCGAAAUGGCACACAUCCUCCACCACUGGCGCUACCAUCUCAACGCAUGGGUUGUCAGCUAUCUCGAAAGCAGCGGCUACUGCACUCCGGAACAGCUCACCAAUCGCGAUAAAAUGAGCGUGAGGAAGCGGCGCAAGGCUGCGCUCAAGAUUGUCGAUAAGAUGGAGAAGAAGGGGGAGGUCAACCGGCUUUAUAGGGACUAUCGGAAUCAACUCGAUUGGGCUCAGAGUGCGAAGAAUGAUGGGUCAAGGUUUGUUAGGCGGUGAUUGGAGAAGUGGGAGGGGACGAUGGAUUGGAUGGCAUGGUUGGCAAUUGGAGUCUGAUAUGGAGACUAUGGUGUCAAGGAUACAAGAUUGAAUUGGAUAUCCAUUGAGUAGCUCGGCUUUAGCUAGUUCACUUCCAAUAAUUGCUAGGCUUGAUGAAAACUUUCUGUUGGGCGUCCCGAGAGCUUAGUUGCCACAGCGAGACAUGGAAAGGUGGCACUCUACUUUUACAACAAACUCUUUUGACUAUUACCUCGGAGUCCUAGGAGUCAAAGACUGUUAAACAC
Mytilinidion resinicola is the source of this 2494-nucleotide messenger RNA. RefSeq lists its product as uncharacterized. Gene Ontology annotation, cellular component: nucleus. The record is from RefSeq and is a predicted model, not a curated record. The coding region runs from base 318 to 2210 and encodes 630 amino acids. The transcript is spliced from 2 exons. NCBI's taxonomy places the organism in Eukaryota, Fungi, Ascomycota, Dothideomycetes, Mytilinidiales, Mytilinidiaceae.